This is a messenger RNA of Besnoitia besnoiti, 3492 nucleotides long. RefSeq lists its product as uncharacterized. Bases 1 to 3492 code for a protein of 1163 amino acids. Lineage: Eukaryota; Apicomplexa; Conoidasida; Eucoccidiorida; Sarcocystidae. The transcript has a single exon. The record is from RefSeq and is a predicted model, not a curated record.
AUGAGCUCCUCUGCAGCGUUUGCUCCCUCGUCGUUUGCGCAGCCGGCGCGCAGCGCACAGGGCCUCGUGGGCGAGAAGGAAAACGCCUUCGAGGGCUGGUGUUCGCUAGACGACCUCAUCGCGGACACGCUUGCAGAUUUUGAUCAGGCCUUCUCCUUCUCCUCCGUCGUGUCCGCUUCACUCCGCAGGCCGCCCGCCACGAGCGACCCAGGGAGCCUCGACUCGAAGCCUGAGCCGCCGCAGCGCGCGCCUCCGCCUCCUCCUGUGCCUCCGUCGACCCGCACCAGACAGACACCCAGCGCGGCGCAGGACUCCGAAGAGCGUCACGCGCCGCGGGCAGGGGCGCUCUCAUUUUCUGCCGUCUCCGCCGCAUCCUCCACGGCGAAAGUGUCGCAGGUGCUGCGCGACCGGGAGGAGACGAACGCGAGGCUACGGAGGGACACAGGCGUGGCGCCUGCGGCAGACGCAGUCGAGGGCGGAAGAGGUGCAGAAGGACGCGGGAACGGGGCUGCGGCGCUUGCAGAGGCCUCAAGCCGCGCAGCAAAGCACCCCUGUGACUUCGAAGACGCGAACACGCCUGCGACGCCGUCUUUCCUUCCGCUUUCGUCCGCCCUCGCAGCUUCGAUUGAGGCGCUUGUCGCGGAAGCGGGGUUCUUCGAAGACUCUCAGUCGAGCGCUUUCUCAGGCCCUUCACGCUCCACGGCCUCCGCCGCGUCCCCGUCUACCAUUCUCGCUUCUUCCAGCCUUUCUGCUGCGUCUGCGGCGGUGCUGUUACCUGCCGCGCGCGUCUCGCCCCCCUUCUCCUCGGCUUCUGUGUCGAGUGCGCUCUCUGGAAGUACACCGGAGACCGACGCACGUUCGUGCCAGUCAAGUUCGUGUGCAGAGAGGCCUUCCUUGGAGCGCCUUCGCGGCCCCGCGUGGGCGUCGCUCUUGUCAGCGGACGCGCACCAGGGGGAGGACGAAAACGCGUCUGAAGGCGCCGAAAAGGUCGCCUUCCCUGAAGCUGGGUGCUACCCGACGACGCCGCCGAACUCGCCCUGCAGUCCUCUCGGCUCCGCGCCCCCUCCUCUCCCUCUGCCGCCGCUUUCGUCAUCUGCGCUUUCUUCUGCUCUUGCUUCUGCCCUCUCCUCUUCUUCCUCUUCGCCGGCAGUUUUCUCCUCUUGCACAGACGCCUCUUCUCUCCCGGCGCCGCACGGGUGUCCGCUCACGUCCUCCGCGUCUGCCUGCACUUCGCCGGCGGCCGCGGCGGCGGCGAAGAGCGCAUUGCGCGCCCUUGGCUCUUCAGAAGCGUCUGUCGAUUCGCUGUUGUCCUGCCUCGCUGGGCUCGCCGCCCACGCGGCCUCGCUGUCCCUUCCGGCUUCGGCGCCCGAGGGCGCGAAGACUCCUCGUCUUCCUGCGAGCCAGCGGGGGGCAAGAGGCGGCGGGACCGGAGGAGGACGGGGAGAGGAGCCUUGCGCAGCGCCGCAGACGCGCUCGGCGGCCGCGCGGACAGCGUCUUCUGAGCGGCCGCCAGACGGAAAGGACGAAUUCGCGGAGAUGUCCGCGCUUCUCGAAGCUGCUUUGCGCCUCCUCGAAGGUAAGCAGAAAGGCGAGGGAGACGCGCACGCGAAGGACGUACGCGAAGAGGAGCCUGGAAGGGGCGGAGCGGAAGGAACGGACGCGAAGAACACAGGCUGGAGGAAGUUCCUUUUCCCUUGGGAGCAAAAACCAGAGAGGCCCGCCGGAGAGAGGCGCAGAGAGGACAGCGCGGCGCAUGCAGCAGGCAAGGACGCGGAGAAAGGAGACCAGACAGAGCCCGGUGAAGACGACUGGCUGGCAGGACUCCUGGGCGGACGAGGCGAAGAAGGCGGCAGCGCAGAUCUCCUGUUUCUCGCCAUCGGCGAGCCCUUCUGGCUCUUGCUUCAAGUGUUCGAGCCUUGGCUCGAGCGCGAGGGAAGCAGACUCGAGGAAGAAGAUCGCAUGCGCUACGUGCGACAGAUUCAGGUGUAUCGACAGCUCGUGGCGCUGUGUGCACCACAGGAGAGCCGCGAGAAAGAUUCGCGGCAGUUAGGCGCUGAGCCGAAGGAAGAACGAGCGUCGCAGGGGAGAGAGGCAGAAGACAGCGGAGAGGCGGGCUCUCACGUGCCAGAUGGAGAGGCAAAGGAAGCAAAUGGCGCCGGUUGCCAUCGACCCCCACACGCCUCGACUGGUCAGGGCAUGCUCCCGUUCCCCGCGGCCUCCUCGUCCUCUGUGGUUCCUGUCGCGGCCGCUUCGAGCUCGCCAGUCCCUUCCGCCUCGCGGGACACUCCGUCGGCGUCUGCGUUUUCGCUCGCGUCUGUCGCGCAGUCUCUGCCGCUGCUGGGGAAGCUGGGUCACGUGCAAGUGCUGCUCAGCGAGCUCGACGCCUACGGCGAGCCGCCGGAGGAGGUGAUGGCGAGGCUGAGCCUCGGACCCGAACCGGAGCCAAAGAGCGAGGCCUCAGCGAAAGCGGCUCCAGAAGAGCCGCCUGCAAACGGCCCUCGCGGCGCCGCGAAGCUUGGACGCGCAGACGGAGAGGCGCCGCUGGAUGCGGCCUCGCUCAAGCGCGAAACGCCGCGGAACACACAGAAGGAUAGCUUUCGAAAACCUUCUGAGGAGAGGGAGAAGCUGGCGACAAACGGCCAGGGCUCAGCGAGCGAUGUGGAAGGUGCGCCGCGAGAGUUGGUUUCACAAAGCCGCUGCAGAGACGAGGGCGAGGCCGUCAAGGAUGAAAAAAACGCGAGAAAGGAGACCGAACCUGAGCGCCGAGAGAGGACAGAGCAGAAACUCGCUCACGAGGCGGAGAGCAAGCAGGGCAACCCUCCCUCCGACUCGUCCGCCUCCUCGGCCGCGUCUGCCUCCUCAGCGUCGUCGUCGUGCCGAGCUUCUUCUUCUUCUUCCUCUUCGUCUCUGGCGUCAGCGUGUGCACCCCCUUCGGCCUCCGCUUCAGGAGCCGGGGUCUUUUCCUUCCCGCCACAGGCGCGCGAGCGACUGAGCUGCGGAGAGGCGAGCCGCGCGGCCGCAGAAGCCGACGGCACAUCGCCGGAAGGCGAGGUCCGUCGAGGCGCGAGAGGGGAAGGGACAGAAGGACAGCGAAGACGCGAGGAUGACGUGGACAGAAAAGCGAAGAAUGGAGACAAGGGAGUCGACGCAGCUGCGGGCGGCGAAGGUGAAGAAGACAGCAAAAUGAUGGAGGAGUUUCUGGCCUUCGUGGAGGCCCUCGACACCCGCGCCGGCGGGGACGAGGGCGGGGGGGACUUGAAGCAACUUCUGGAGCAGCCGCUGACAAAGUUGUUGGCGGGAGCUUUGAACACUCAGGAGCUUCUCGCCUUCCUCGAAAGCGUUGAGGGCGAAGCGGCGGACUCCGCAGCUGCGGCAGCAGCCGCGGCAGCCGCGCCGCAGAAACGCGAGACGCAGCGUGCAGAUACACGCACACAACGCUCACCGGUCGCGAGCGACUCCAAAGAACUCGAAGAAGGCUGUCGCCAGCAGUGA